This is a messenger RNA of Spodoptera litura, 2199 nucleotides long. RefSeq lists its product as uncharacterized. Lineage: Eukaryota; Metazoa; Arthropoda; Insecta; Lepidoptera; Noctuidae. The record is from RefSeq and is a predicted model, not a curated record.
UUUGACUUUGAGGUUUGAAGACUUUGAGGUUAUAUUUCGGUAGUACUCUAAUUUACGUAGUAUUUCUAAGUAUUCUGUGUCUAAUUUCAAAGAAAUAGUUGAACGUUUGGUCUAUCGUUAGAAAAAUUAAUGAUAGUGACGAUGAAAAUAAUAACAGCCUUGUGCAUAAAACAAAGAAUAAGAAACACAAGAAAACAGGAAGAAUGCGGGAUGUGAUGAAAAACAGCCGGGAGAUAAUUCAUCAACCAAUUCAAGAUUUUGAAAUCAUGUAAAGGCGUCAUCCACUUGAUCAGAUAUUCUACGCAAGUCUUAUACAUAUUUUUAAGGUCGUGCUUGAAAACUUCUUGGUUUUCCGCAGUGCAACGCUCACACUUUAAGUGGCAUGAAGUUUGCGUUCGCUCGUGCAACUAAAAUUUCAUGUGUGGAUUCCAGGAUUCUUUUAAUAUCUAAAACAGAAUUGUUUUCUUUUUCGAUGUCUUCAAUUUUCAUCUGAAAUAUUGACAUUAAUGAGUGAACAAGAAAUAAAUAAACUUCGCUGAAUUCAUUUUCAAAAAAGUUCUUCAAAGUAAUUGGUACACCAGGAGUAGAUAAAAAGUACCGCUUCAACGGUUCAUACAUGCAGUGUUGGAAUCGGCAAAUAUAGCCUUAACCAGUUGGCUGGUGCAAUCCAUAGAUUUAAAUGACUGGUGAUGUUUCACUGUGUGGAAAGCUAAUGCCGGCCAUACACGCUACGGUCUACCGGAAAGGUCCACCUGUGCAGGUAUGCCUGCGCAGGUCAACCGAACAUUGGUAGCGUGUAUGGGUACGUUCCGGUGUAUCGGAGCGGUCUUCAGUUCUUUUUGCGAUGGCAUCGAAUGUGGACGAAGACACGCUGGCAUUGCUAGGUCUUGCUUUAAUUUUGAAGAUGAAUAAUACGAAAAAGAAGCGAAAAAAGUGGUGUAAGCAUUGGUUAUUGAAAAGAAAAACAUAUAGUCAUGUUAAUUUAUUAAGUGAAUUGAAAUUUGAACCAGAAGAUUUUAAAAACUAUCUUCGAAUGGACGAGAAAACAUACCUUAAAUUACUUGAAAUGGUUACUCCUAUGAUAAAAAAAGAAGACACAGUUAUGAGAAAUAGUAUUUCUGCGCACGAAAGAUUAUCAGUCACAUUGAGAUUUCUCGCAACUGGCAGAAGCUAUGAGGAUCUAAAAUUUUCAGCAAUUAUUUCGCCUCAGGCACUUGGAAAAAUUAUUCCUGAAACAUGUGAGGCUUUAUAUAAAGUACUCAGAAGAGAUUAUUUUAAGUUUCCUAAAUCUGAAGAAGAGUGGAAAGAAAUAGCAAAGAUGUAUGAAGAACGAUGGAACUUUCCUCAUUGUCUUGGUGCAAUAGAUGGAAAGCACAUAUCGAUUGUUCCACCGGCUAAUAGUGGAUCGUAUUUUUAUAAUUAUAAAGGGCAACAUAGUGUGGUUCUUAUGGCAAUUGUUAAUGCAAAAUACCAAUUUAUUUAUAUAGACGUUGGCAUGAAUGGCAGAAUAUCCGAUGGAGGGGUUCUACAAAACACUAAAUUUUUUGAAAAAUUAGAAAAUAGUGAUUUACAUAUUCCAAGCAGUGAAUUGUUAACAGGAAGUAACCGAAAUUUACCAUAUGUAUUUGUGGCAGAUGACGCGUUCCCAUUACGCCCCGAUAUGAUAAAACCGUUUCGACAGGCAGAUUUAACAUCGCAAGAAAGAAGAAUCCUGAAUUACAGAUUAUCUCGCGCGAGACGGACUGUUGAAAACGCUUUCGGGAUAAUGGCAUCACGAUUUCGGAUAUUUUAUACUCAUAUAAAUUUAGAACCCGAAAAUAUCGAUAAAGUAGUGAAAGCAUCUUGUGUAUUACAUAACUUUUUAAUUGAACACUCAAAAAAGUCUUAUGCACCUCAAAAAUGUUUUUAUCGAGAAAACUCUGAAAACGGGACUAUAAUAUCUGAAGGAUACAAUACACAAAAUAGCACCAUGGUAAACUUGGAAAGAAGAAACCCAGGAAAUACUUUGAACAACGCGAAGAUAGUCCGAAACAAUUUUAUGAAUUAUUUCAAUCAGGAGGGAAGGGUACCAUGGCAAAAUGAUCAUGUAAAUUAAAUAAUACCUAAGGCUGAACGGGCAGAGUAGGUACAUAGUUCUAAAUAGUUAUAGUUGUAAAUAAUUAUGUUAUUAUUAUAUUACUUAAUAAAAAAAAAUACUAC